This is a messenger RNA of Neurospora tetraspora, 237 nucleotides long. RefSeq lists its product as uncharacterized. Bases 1 to 237 code for a protein of 78 amino acids. The record is from RefSeq and is a predicted model, not a curated record. The transcript has a single exon. NCBI's taxonomy places the organism in Eukaryota, Fungi, Ascomycota, Sordariomycetes, Sordariales, Sordariaceae.
AUGUGCUAUCAGGUGGUCGAACUUUACGCGGUGUGCAAGUGCCUCUACUACCAGCAUGCCGUUGAUCGGUGCGCGGCAUAUGGGCAGCCCGGCCAUCGUCCUCAUAAGAAGGAGGUUUUGGUGGGACACUCUUGCGGCAUUCACGCGGGCCGUAGCGGAUAUUCCUACGGCGCAUCCGACUCUGGCUACUCGUCAAGCCACUCACCCAAGUCCUCCUCCCGUGGCCAUUACCGAUGA